Molecule: messenger RNA, 2421 nt
Organism: Diversispora eburnea
Lineage: Eukaryota; Fungi; Glomeromycota; Glomeromycetes; Diversisporales; Diversisporaceae
Source: the annotation of a GenBank genome assembly
AUGACUGAUUUUGAUGUUGAUUCAUCAGGCAAAUUGAUUCUCAAUAGACCACCUAAAAGAAAUCAACUUUGGAUAUCUCAACUUCCACUUGAAUGCAUUGAAGAAAUUAUUGAAAAUCUAAUUGACGAUCAUAAAACAUUGUACUCUUGUAUAUUUGUCAAUCGAACUUGGUGUCGUAUAAGUAUUCCUAUCUUAUGGAGAUAUCCUCAAAAUUUCGAUAUCGAACAUCAAAAAUUUUGGACACGAAUCGUUAAGCCAAUUUUGAUGUGUAUGGAUAAAGAAACAUUGAAGAUUUUAAAACAUCUUGGAUGUAAAAUGAUUAAUUCAAUUUAUAAUAAAUCACCUUUAUUCAAUUACGUUGGUUAUAUGCAACAACUCACCUACUAUGAUGUAUGUCACUUGACAGAAUUUAUUCUUCCGAAUCAAGAUCAUGUUGAAGAUUUACACAAAUUUUUAAUGGAAAAAAUUUACAACUUAUUCUUUACCAAAGGAACAAAAUUUUUAUAUUUUGGAGUUCCAGAUAUUUCAAUUUUUCAUCAUCAAGAAGCUAAAACAAGAUUUUCACAUUUACAAAUACUUGCUUGUGAAUUAAAUACUUCAUCCAAUUUUUUUUAUGAAUUAUCAAAAUAUUGUAAUGAUAUUCAACAAUUAUUAAUAUUAAUAGAUGAAGAUUGUAACAAAGAAAAUUUUGGAUUAGUAACUCUCAUAAAAGCUCAACGAUGUUUAAAAUAUCUUAGAAUUCGUUCUAUCAUAUGGAAAUCUCGAAGAAGAAUUUGUUUAUCUAAAUUAGCGGAAGCGAUUAGGAUGCAUGUGAAUAGUUUGACUUACUUUGAAAUAUCAGGUUAUAUCUGUAUUCCAUCAACCACCAUUGGAGAAUUAAAAAAUUUAAAGACAUUAGUAAUUUCAAUGGAUGCAUAUAGUCCUCAAGAAUUAAUGAUUAUGAGCUUUCCUAAACUUGAAGAACUUGAAAUUCAUUAUGAUGAAUAUACACCAUUUAAUACUUACAUGGAAAUUAUCACCAAAACAUGUGGAAAACUUAAAAGAGUUUUUUGGCAGUUCAUGGAUUUUACUUAUAAUUUAGAUAUUAAUUUUUACGCUCAAAAUGUGAUCAACUCAUGUCCCAAUCUUAGAUUUGUAUCCAUUUAUAUUGAACAAAAUUUAUUUGAUGCAUUAGAAAAAAUUUUAAAAUCAUGUAAAUUAUUGGAAGGAAUUGAUAUUCAAUUAAAGUGGGGAUCAGAUUCAUCUCAAACUAAUCGAGUAUUUGAAUUAUUAAGUAGAUAUUCACCAAGAAAUUUAACGACCAUAGUAUUUGAUUUAACCAAUUGUGAAGUUUCACCUGAAACAUUGGAAACAUUUUUACAAGAAUGGUGGGGACAAAAAAGAAAACCACUUGGAUUAUAUGUGAAUAUGGUUGAUCCAUCACAAGAAAUUCUUGACAUUGUGAACUCUAAUGAUGAUGAAUCCAAAAGUACCAAGAAUUACAAUAAAAUUAAAUUUGUCAAAGAUGGUUCAUAUGUAAACGUAACUAUAGCAAUACCAUAUCCACAUGCAUUUGAAGAAACAUAUCUAGAAGAUAAUUUGGACUUUAUAAUACUUGGAGAUUGGGGAAAAAACAACCAAAAUGACAAUUUUUAUAAAAAUGAUAAAGAAGAUCAUUCAGGGGUUGAAAGUGUAGAUGAUCCAAAAUGGAAAAGUAUUUGGUUAGAUGUUUAUAAAGGGAGAUUAGCAGAAAUACCUUGGUAUACGGUUGCAGGAAAUCAUGAUUGGUACAAUAAUGUUAGUGCACAAAUUGAUUAUUUUUGGACCAAAAAUUCUAGAUUCUUUUUUCCAGCAUUGUUCUAUGUUCGUCACUCAUAUUUUGGACCUGAAAAGACCAAAGUUACAUGGAUACAUAUAGAUACAAAUAUAUUCUAUUAUAACUAUAAUGAAUUAGAGGAUAUCAAUUAUUCAUUUAAAAGUAAUUUUUAUAAUCUUGGAUUUAAUAAUAAAGAUGCAUUAAUCACUAAAUUGAAAUGGAUAGAAGAGAAAUUAGCCGAAAAUCAAGAUUCUGAAUGGAUUUUUGUAGUUGGUCAUCACUCACUAGUUGGAUUAUGUUCAAAUAGAUAUUACAUGUCCAAUUUACCAUUCUUAUUUGAAAGAUAUCGAGUAGCAGCUUAUUUUGGAGGUCAUAAACACGUAUUAGAAUAUCAAUCACCCAACAAAAAAUAUUUUCCUGUCGCUUAUUUCACUUCAGGAGCUGGUUGUCAAACGAGUAAGAAAGGUUGUAAAGGACAUGAUUGGAUUGCUCCAAGAGGAACUUUAGGAUUUUUACACGUAAAAAUCAAGAGUAAGAAAUUAAAUUUUGAAUUUGUGGAUUCUAAUGCAAAUAUUAUAUAUAAGGAUAAUAUAAAUGCUAUACCUUUAUGGUAUCCUAAAAAGUGA